Messenger RNA from Xyrauchen texanus (razorback sucker), 6699 nucleotides. RefSeq names its product lysine-specific demethylase 4A-like. Gene Ontology annotation, cellular component: nucleus. The record is from RefSeq and is a predicted model, not a curated record. Lineage: Eukaryota; Metazoa; Chordata; Actinopteri; Cypriniformes; Catostomidae. The transcript is spliced from 22 exons. The coding region runs from base 121 to 4758 and encodes 1545 amino acids. Gene Ontology annotation, molecular function: histone H3K9 demethylase activity; histone H3K36 demethylase activity. Gene Ontology annotation, biological process: chromatin remodeling.
GUCGGCUGCACUCUAAUGGAAGACAUGUCUGCAGUAUAAUCGUGUUUUUCUGCGCUGUUUCUCUGUGUUUGUGCACUCAACAGCCCACAGCCGAGCCCUCAACACCCUCCAAGUGUCAGAAUGGCUUCGGACUCUGUCUCUCAGAGCUCCCAACUUCCUGGUACCAGGAUCAUGACCUUUCAUCCCACAAAAGACGAGUUCAAAGAUUUUAACAGAUACAUCGCAUAUAUGGAGUCACGGGGGGCACACAGAGCCGGGAUGGCUAAGGUGGUGCCACCAAAGGACUGGAAGCCGCGGCGCACAUACGAUGACAUCGACGACCUGGUGAUUUCCACCCCGAUUCAACAGGUUGUGACUGGCCAGUCGGGGCUCUUCACGCAGUACAACAUCCAGAAGAAGCCAAUGACCGUCCGCGAGUUUCGCAAAACUGCCAACACUGACAAAUUCUGUAAUCCCAGAUAUGCGGAUUUUGAUGAACUUGAGAGGAAAUAUUGGAAGAAUUUAACGUUUAGCCCACCAUUAUAUGGGGCAGAUGUCAGUGGGACCCUCUAUGAUCCAGAUGUGACGGAGUGGAAUAUUGGCCGCCUGAACACUAUUUUGGACAUGGUUGAGAGAGAAAGUGCAAUCACAAUUAAAGGUGUAAACACUCCGUUUCUAUAUUUUGGGAUGUGGAAGAGCACGUUUGCGUGGCACACAGAAGACAUGGAUCUCUACAGCAUUAAUUACCUUCACUUCGGAGAACCCAAGUCCUGGUAUGUGGUGCCUCCAGAGCAUGGAAAACGAUUGGAGCGUCUUGCCAAAGGAUUCUUUCCUGGAAGUGCUCAAAGUUGUGAAGCCUUCUUGCGACACAAAAUGACUUUAAUUUCACCAUCAAUCCUGAGGAAGUAUGGUAUACCCUUUGAGAAGGUGACACAGAAGGCAGGCCAGUUCAUCGUGACCUUCCCAUAUGGAUAUCAUGCUGGAUUUAACCAUGGCUUCAACUGUGCAGAAUCCACAAACUUUGCCACACAACGCUGGAUCGAUUAUGGCAAACAGGCGACAUUAUGUUCCUGUCGGAAAGACUUGGUGAAGAUCUCCAUGGAUGUGUUUGUACGUAAGUUCCAGCCAGAACGUUACAAACUUUGGGAAGCAGGAAAGGACAGUGCACCCAUUGACCACUCGAAGCCCACCCCAGAGGCAGCAGAGUUCCUCACAGACACAAAGACUGAAAACGGAAAGGGGGAACUAAGCAAAAACAGCAAAACACAAACUGAGGAGAAGAAAGGAGAAACAGAGCGUGGAGAGGAGCAGAUGGUAAACACAGAAUGUGGAGAGGAGGAGAAAGCUGUACGUUUGUCUGGAAAGGAGGUGAAAGGAGGAACGGAGGAAGCAGAUAUAGAUGGUGGAAAGGUAGAGAAAGGAGAGAUGGAGACCGAGACCGUGAAGAAGGAUAUUUGCAUUGAGGAGCCCAGCAGCACUUCUGAGCAAAACAACAGUAGCAGUAGUCCAAAGCAGAAACGGCUCAGACCUAGCACUGACACCGGAGAGAAAGAUGUGGACAGUAAGGUGAAGGUAGAAGAGGAGGAAGUUGAGAGGAAGAAAGCCAAAUUCAGCCAGACUGAGACAGAUGAACAAUUAAUCUCCACUGACCCAGGUGAUGGGAAAGCUGAGGAAACCAUGGAGACAGACACACCUUCUCCAUACCAGAAAGAGAAUCAAGCCUCUCCUUGCACGAAGCCAGAACUCACUCCAUCCAACCAGCAGCCACACCCCACCUCCAGCAGUGACAUCACAACUCAACCUCAACCAAGUGUUGACAUCACUACCUCUGAAACCAGCGAUGUCACCUCAUCCUCACAAUCCAGCAACAUCAGUGAUGACACCAGGGAUGAUGUGGCACAGAUCAUUGAUGUCACCUCUCAGUCAGGUGAUGUCCUUAGCAAGCCGGAUGACAUCACUCAAAACGGUGAACUCAUAAUGGAGCCAAGUGACAUCACACACCAUUCGUGUUCCAGUGACUUCUCUGCUGAAGUCCCACCCACUGAAAUCACACCAGAGCUGCAGACCAGCAACAUUAACUCCGUCCACAUCUAUGAUGUCGCACUAGAACCCAGCAACAGUACCAUUAGCGCUAAAUGUGAGCCCAGCAUUAGCUCUGCCCACACUUGCUUUGUCACUGCAGAACCCAGCGACAGCAUCAUCAGCCCAAAAUGCGAGCCCAGCAUUAUCUAUGCAAACACCAAUUAUGUCACUUCAGCACCCAGCGAGAACACCAUAAACACGAGUACCGUCAGUCCUAAAAGUAAGCCCAGCAAUAACCCCACCCACACUCAUGAUGUCACCACAGAAACCAGUAAACCCAGCAUUAAAUCCACCCUCAUCUGUGAUGUCAUCACAAAACCUAGCAACAACACCAUAAACACGAGUACCAUCAAUCCUAAAUGCGAGCCCAGCAAUGGCUCUGCCCACACCUAUGAUGUCACAGCAGAACCCAGCAACAACACCAUAAACACGAGUAUCAUCAGUCCUGAAAGUGAGCCCAGCAUUAGCUCCACCUACGCAUAUGAUGUCACCGCAGAACCCAGCAACAACAUUACAAACACAAGUACCAUCAGUCCUGAAAGUGAGCCCAGCAUUAUCCCCGCCCACACUUAUGAUGUUACUACAGAACCCAGUAAGCCUAGCAUUAGCUCCACCCUCAUCUGUGAUGUCACCACAAAACCUAGCAACAACACCACAAACACGAGUACCAUCAGUCCUAAAUGCGAGCCCAGCAAUGGCUCUGCCCACACCUAUGAUUUCACAGCAGAACCCAGCAACAACACCAUAAACACGAGUAAUUUCAGUCCUGAAAGUGAGCCCAGUAUUAGCUCCGCUCACACCUAUGAUGUCACUGUAGAACCCAUUAACAACACCAUUAACACAAGUACCAUCAGUCCUGAAAGUGGGCCCAGCAUUAACCCCUCCCACACUUAUGAUGUCACCACAGAACCCAUUAAGCCCAGGCUUUACUCUACCAUCAUCUAUGAUGUCACCACAAAACCCAGCACCAACACCAUCAGCCCUAAAUGUGAAACCAGCAUAAGCUCCGCCCACACGUAUGAUGUCACCACAGAACCUAGCGACAUUACUGUCAGCCCUAAACGUGAGCUUGCCGAUUCGCGGAGUAUCUCUGUGUCAGUGAGCAGUAGUCAGGUGAGCCGGCCUGCAGUCCAGCACAUCUUCCAGAGAACCUUGAGUCCCGCAGAGGUGCUGCACGUCCACAGCUACGCUAAAGGAGAUUACAGUGAGAUGGAAUCACGCAGCAGGCCCGAGAGAGACCCAGACAGCGACUCUGACAGCGAAGAGGACAGCAAGAAAUCAGAUGAACAUCCAGUUGAAGUCCAGCACAGGCUCCCUAGACUCCCCAGACACCAUCCUCUGAUGAAGGACAGCAUUAGUGAUGAAGAGCUGCAGGAUCAGGCUGCUUCAGAGGAGGAUGGUUUGGACGGGGAGGCCUGGGCUCGACCUCUGACCCAGCUGUGGCAGAACAGACCGUAUAAUCCAGAGAGAGAAAGAGAAUACAACAGACAGAUGAGUCUGCUGCCACCGUACUGCUCUGUGUGCAUGCUUUUCCAGGCACACCAACAGUCUGAAGGGGGCGAAACUGAGCCAGUCGUAGUGAUGUCAGGGGGUCAGAUGAGGAGCAAGCCUCUGAUUCCAGAGAUGUGUUUCACAAUGACCACAGAAGACAGCGCUGAUGUCCACCUGACCACACCUCACCUGGAAGAGGACGGCACCAGCCUGCUCAUCAGCUGUUCGCAGUGUAGCGUUCGCGUGCACACCAGUUGUUAUGGUAUCGCUCCAGUGAGAGUCACAAAAGACUGGAAAUGUGCCCGCUGUAAAGCCAACGCCCACACUGAGAAUUGCUGUUUAUGUUCGUUGAGAGGUGGAGCAUUACACCGAGCCAAUAAUGGCAAAUGGGUUCACGUCCUGUGUGCGGUGGCAGUGCUUGAGGCUCGCUUUAUAAACAUCAGUGAACGAUCACCUGUGGAUCUCAGUGGCAUUCCCUUACUUAGAUUUAAACUGAAAUGCUACUACUGCAAACGGCGGAUGAAGAAAACAUCCGGCUGUUGUGUGCAGUGUUCUCAUGGUCGCUGCCCAACCUCAUACCACCCCACCUGCGCUCAAGCCGCCGGCGUCAUCAUGCACCCGGAUGACUGGCCCUUCGUCGUCUACGUCACCUGCUGCCGCCACAAAGGGCCUGUCCAAUCAGAGCGUAAUAAAGCAGCCAUGAGAGAGCUCAGCGUGGGUCAGAAGGUCAUCUGCAAGCACAAGAACGGGCGUUACUAUCAGUGUGAAGUGAUACAGCUGUCAAAAGAGACGUUUUAUGAGGUCAACUUUGAUGAUGGUUCCUUCAGUGAUAACCUUUUCCCAGAGGAUAUUGUGAACCGGGACUGUGCUCAGAUGGGUCCUCCGUCACAGGGUGAGGUGGUUCAGGUCAGAUGGACAGAUGGUCUUGUCUAUGGAGCCAAGUUUGUGAAAGCUCAUGUCAUACAGAUGUACCAGGUGGAGUUUGAGGACGGAUCACAGCUCACAGCGAAGCGAGAUGAUGUCUACACGCUAGAUGAAGAACUUCCCAAGAGAGUCAAGUCUCGUCUGUCUAAGGCAUCGGACAUGCGAUUUGACGAGAUGUUCGGAGAGAAGAAAGUCCAGAGCAGCAAACGACAGAGAGUGAUCAACUCCAGGUACAGAGGGGACUAUAUUGAGCCUGUCAUUUACAGAGCCAUCAUGGAGUAGCCAGCGAUAACACAGCCUUCACCCAAAAACACCAGCACCCAUCCAGCGGACUGUAGCACAGCCUGCUAAUGUCAAUAGUGUUCCAUUUGCAGGAACCAGAUGUCUGGAUGGCUUUGACCACUCCCUGGGAAUGUACAUGCCCUGAUUCAUCCAACACACUUUUUCUGAUUUUCUUACAGUGUCUUUCUCAGAUAAUGUUGCUUUGUAGGAUGUGUUGACACCUUUUUAACCUCAACACUGUGAAACCGUGUCACAAACACUCUUGGAUUUCAACAGCUUCACAGGGUCUCCGGAUGAAUUCCCACUGAAAGCAGUAGUUUGUGGAGUCUUUCUAAUACAUAUUCAUUUGAUUAUUUGUAAUCUCCAUUGCAUUAAAUGUACAUUAAUUUAUUCUAUUCAAAGGGAUGGUUCACCCAAAAGUCAAAAUUCUGUUAUCAUUUACUCACCCUCACCUGUAUGACUUUCCUUCUGUAGACCUUGAAAGGUGCACGUUGUGAAGAAUAUUCGCUCUGCUCUUUCCCAAACAAUGAAAGUGAAUAGGAGAGAAAAAAACACACCAUAAAAGUAGUCCAUUCUGUGUCUUCUGAAGUCAUACGAUAGCCUUGUGUGAGGAACAGACUGAAAUUUAAGUCGUCAUUCACUGAAAAUCUUCCCUUCUGCCGUAGGUCUCAAAUCUCAAUUGUUCGAUUUGAAUAUGCGCAUAUUUAAAUUAGGUGACUACUUGCACAAUAAGCAACGAUGUUUGGGUUUAUUGAUGUUAAAUCUGCCAUGACGCAUCUUGACCUUAUUUUUAUAUACUUUAAUUUGUGAAUAACAACUUAAAAUUUGCUUCGUUUGUCCUCCAAGCUAUCGCAUAGAUUCAGAAGACUUGGAAUAAAGCACAUGAGUCAUAUGGACUGUUUUUAAUAUGAUUUUUUUUUUAAAUAAUUUUUGGUGCUUGAUAAUAUCUGGUCUCCAUUCACUUUCAUUGUAUGGAAAACAGCUCCUGUUGUGAUCCCCAGAAGAAAGAAAAGAAUACUGAUUUGGAAGAAUGUGAGGAUGAUUAAAUAAUGACAGAAUUUUAAUUUUAGGGGAGCUGUCCCUUUAAUUCAGGGUGCUGUUUCUACCCACAUUUUACAGAACAGAGGUGUCAUUGCCAUUUUAUGGAUACAGAUUUCCUUUAUAUAUUUCAUAAAGUGAGCAACUGAUGUUGAAUAUUGUAAAUUAUUUUUGAACAUAUUGAAUAUAACUUGUUUUUUUUACUUGCCUAUUUAUUACUUGGUGCUUUACAAAGGCAACUUCUGCAAUACAUUGAGUCAAAUUCCUGUUGAAGUUCUGUUUUUAGAAUGAGGAUCAUAUAAAUAUCACGUACUGAAAUGCCAAGGAAUUUUCCUCCCUGUUUCUCAGCUUGUACUCUGUUUUAAAACAUUUUCAUUAAUAUAGCUUACUGCUGUCAACAUUUUAUCAACCCUCCCCAAGGUUUUAAUAAGCAAUUUUUGCACUUCUGAGCUGUACUUUUAUUAAUUCUCUUUUUUUUCCCCUUGCAGUAGUCAAGCUCCAGAGGCAUAAAUGUACUUAGGAAGUUCAGAGGGCCUUUUGUUGCCCGUUGCUUGUCUUUAUCUGUUGGGCCGUCUAGCCGACAGCUUUUGUAGAAAGUAAGCUCGUUUGAGUCCCUUGUUUUUUCAAUAGAGGGCUAGUCUUCAAUAUGAAAGAAUUAUAAAAGGUCUUUUUCUAUCAAGAAGCCUGUUUUAUUGCUUUAAAAUACAUGUUUUUUGUUUAUAUACUGUCAGAUAGAAUUUGAUGUAGUUCAUUUCAAAUGUUGAGUUCCAGCACGUUUCUGCUGCCUCUUGUUUUGCUUUUAAAUACGAGUCUCGUUUUUGCUGUACCUAUGAAUGCAGAGACUCGAAGACUUCCAUAUGUAUUUAGUAAAAAAGCAUUAAUGUUUGUCAGUAAAAGAUGUGU